Messenger RNA from Ustilago hordei, 2349 nucleotides. RefSeq lists its product as uncharacterized. Gene Ontology annotation, biological process: double-strand break repair via homologous recombination. Gene Ontology annotation, cellular component: cytoplasm; chromosome. The transcript has a single exon. Bases 1 to 2349 code for a protein of 782 amino acids. Gene Ontology annotation, molecular function: 3'-5' DNA helicase activity; four-way junction helicase activity; ATP binding. The record is from RefSeq and is a predicted model, not a curated record. NCBI's taxonomy places the organism in Eukaryota, Fungi, Basidiomycota, Ustilaginomycetes, Ustilaginales, Ustilaginaceae.
AUGAAAGACGGUCACGACAGCGACAGCGACUUCCAGCUCGUCUCACCGUCGCUGAAUGGAUCAGGAUCAAAAGCAGCGGGGCCUUUCUCAAACGGCAAAGAGAUCAUCUACGACGAGCAAGUGGCAGCCAAACUCGAAGAGCUCGACACGGAAGUCGACUCCGUUCAAAGUCAGAUAGCCGAACUGCAGAAGCUACAAGACUCUCUCCUGCGCGAGCGCCGUAAAGUGUAUACCGACUACCUAAAUACGAUACAAGGAGAUACUCGAGGCUCGAAACGCAGGCUGGGUGUCGACUACACCACCAAGUCCUUCUCGUGGAGCGAUCAUGUUCGGCUGGCGGCCAUGUCGCUCUUCGGCAUCCCCUCUUUCCGCUUCUGUCAGCAGGCCGUCAUCAAUGCUGCACUGGAUGGCCGCAACGCUGUGGUGGUGAUGCCGACUGGAGGUGGCAAGUCUCUCUGCUAUCAGCUACCAGCCAUUCUUACUCCUGGUGUCACCCUUGUGGUGUCCCCACUGAUAUCUCUCAUGACAGAUCAGGUGCUGCAUCUGCAGGAAGUCGGCAUCAAGUCGGAGCUGCUUUGCGCAAGCACUUCACGCGAAGAGACCAAUGCCAUCCUCAAACAGAUACGAACCGACACUACUACAGAUCCUCGUACCACCUUUGCAUCAUCGUCCAAGUCUCAAGACUCCAACUGGAACCAGCACCAAGCAGACGGCAUCAAGCUGCUUUACGUCACUCCCGAACGCAUUGCAAAGUCCAAGCCGUGUCUAUCUGCUCUGCAGAGCGCGUACGAGCAAGGUAGGCUAUCUCGCAUCGUCAUUGACGAAGCUCACUGCUGCUCGCAGAUGGGUCAUGACUAUCGGCCAGACUAUGCCAAGCUUUCUCUCCUCCGUCGACUCUUCCCCAAGGUACCCAUCAUGUGUCUCACCGCCACGUGUGGGCCAAAGGUGCUCAAGGAGAUUCUCGAAAUCAUCGACCUUCCAGCGAUCACUGAGCCAGACAACGCCGCACCCAUGCGUACUAUCUACUUCAUCGCACCCCUCUUCCGACCCAAUCUCAAGUACCAGGUAGUUCAGCGUCCAAAAGAGGCAAAAGCUGCCUCGGAAGCCAUCGUAGACUACAUUCUCGAGCAUCACGCUGGCGAAAGUGGUAUCGUCUAUUGCCUCUCACGACCAGAUACCGAAGCGACCGCCAAGGCGCUCACAGAGAUCAGCAACGGUCGCAUCGCAACUGGUCAUUACCAUGCCGGUCUUGACGAUGCCAGCAAGCAACUCAUCCACACUCACUGGCGAACAGGUCAGAUCCAGGUCGUCUGUGCCACCAUUGCCUUUGGCAUGGGUAUCGACAAGCCUAACGUUCGAUUCGUCAUUCAUGCCUGCAUCUCCAAGUCCCUCGAUGGCUACUACCAAGAGACCGGCCGUGCAGGGCGAGACGGUCAGGACUCGGACUGUGUCCUGUUCUACCGACCGCAAGAUUGCGUACGUGUGAGCUCUUUUGUCGCCAGCGAGCCCACCGGACAGGAGAAGCUAUCUGCGAUGCUCGAGUACGCACAAUCGGCUCGAUGCCGUCGCUGGCUGUUCGCAGAGUACUUUUCGGAUAUGUUUGACAAGGGUGACGCUCAGCGACAACGCGCCUGUGGCAUCUGCGACAACUGCACAGGUCAGCGUCAAGACCUCCUCAUCGAUGCGCGCAAGGAGAUGUAUCAACUUCUCGCCCUGCUGGCAGAGAUGUGCAGACAGGGAGGCAGGAUCACUUUGAUAAACCUCUCCGAUGUCGCCCGUGGUCUGGCUGGAGGCAAAUUCAACUUGGACCCGAACUUUAUCGACUCAGGCAAUGGCAGAGCCAGGUCGAGCGGGUCAGGCACUGCAAAGGCUGGAGUUGUAGAUAUCCAGCUGGUAGCUGGAGGCAAGAUCACCUUACAUCGCGACGUCGUUGACCGCCUGAUCGUUCACGGCAUUCUCUCCGGUUUCAUUGAGCAAAGCUAUCAAGCCACAGCCUUCACAGUCAAUGUCUAUCUCGAAACAGGGACCAAAGCAAGUCGCUUCCUACGUCACUCGCUUUCUAGCCUUUCCUCCGCAGAGCAUCUCGAGAAGCUGCCACCUGUUCAGAUCUUACCGCCAAUUGCCACAGCCACUGCGCAAACAACCAAGCGACCUCCGACAACCUCGAGCACAAUUGACGGUCAAGGUCAACCACCACCCAAGGCAAAAAAGGGUCGAACAUCAUAUCGGGACGCGCCAACCGAAGCGGCUGUCAAAGGGCGGCUGCGUAGAAGUGCUCGUGCUUUGCAGCAAAGACAGCGACAGCACGACGGCGGUGCCUCGCAGUCCGACGCUAUUAUCAUCGAUUAG